Messenger RNA from Triticum aestivum (bread wheat), 4770 nucleotides. RefSeq names its product scarecrow-like protein 9. Lineage: Eukaryota; Viridiplantae; Streptophyta; Magnoliopsida; Poales; Poaceae. The record is from RefSeq and is a predicted model, not a curated record. The coding region runs from base 20 to 1546 and encodes 508 amino acids. The transcript has 4 exons.
UGGCGCCUUGGCCAGCGACAUGCACUCUCCCAGCUCGGGCAUCUCGAAGUUCAAGGGUGUUGAUGAUGUCCGCAGCUUGCUGUUGCUCGCCAAUGGAGAGUUCAGCACUGACAUCUUUAGCACUGCUUUCCUCAAGGGCAUGGAAGAGGCGAAGAAGUUCUUGCCCACAAACAGUGAGCUGACGGCCACCGGUGAGCAGGACCAACCGAAGGAGAAAAGCAGCAGGGGCCGCAAGGACUGGAGCGACGAGGUGGAGGCUGAUUUCAGUAGGACGGACAGAUUGGUCGAAGCUGGUGCCUGCGAGGUGUUCGACUUGAAUCAAAUGUGCAGUUCCAUGGACAAUGAGACUGGGAACAGUAACAAGAAGGGGAGAAAGAGCAAGGCACGGGUGAUUGACCUGCACACGCUGCUGAUCCACUGUGCCAAGGCGGUGAUGGAUGACCGCCGGAGGGCAGGUGAGUUGCUCAAGGAGAUCCAGCAGCAUGCCUCACCCACUGGUGACGCCACACAGCGGCUUGCCUACUGGUUCGCUGAGGGGCUGGAGGCACGGCUCACUGGCACAGGCAGCCAAGUGUAUGGGACGCUUACGGCUAAGGGCACCUCUGCUGUGGCACACUCAGAGGCUUACCAAGAAUUCAUUUCAGCGUGCUGCUUCAGGAAUGUAUCCUUCUUGUUCGCCAACAGUGCCAUCUUCAAUGCGGCAGUGGGGAGGAGCAGGUUGCACAUUGUUGAUUAUGGCUUUCGUUAUGGAUUCCAGUGGUCAGAACUGCUGCGCAGGCUGGCAGCAAGGGAUGGUGGCCCGCCAGAGGUCAGGAUCACGCACAUUGACCUCCCACAGCCUGGAUUCCACCCAGAAAAACAUAUGGAGGAGAUCGGUUAUCGGCUGACUGGCAUUGCCCGGGAGCUUGGUGUGUCGUUCAAGUACCGUGCCAUCUUGGCGCAGUGGCAGACCGUUUCCAUCGAGGACCUGGACCUGGACCUGGAACCUGAUGAGGUGCUUGCUGUGAAUGACCUGUACAAUUUCAGGACCUUAAUGGAUGAGAGUGUCGUCAUAGGCAGCCCGAACCCCAGGGAUACUGUCCUCGGCAACAUCAGCAAGAUGAAACCGGACGUGUUUGUCCAAAGCACCGUGAAUGGUUCCUAUGGCACCUUCUUCUUGUCACGGUUCCGCGAGGCCCUCUUCUUUUACUCUGCACUGUUUGACAUGCUUGAUGCAACCAUGCCAAGGGAGAACAAACUGCGGCUGGCGCUGGAGCGCAACAUCUUUGGGUGGGUUGUCCUGAAUGCCAUUGCAUAUGAGGGAACGGACCGGGUGGAGCGUUGUGAGACCUAUAAGCAUUGGCAAGUCAGAAACCAACGUGCAGGCCUGAGGCAGCUGCCACUGGACAGAGAAACUGUUAAGAUGGCUAGGGACAUGGUAAAGAACAAAUACCACAAGGACUUUCUCAUCGACGAGGACCACCACUGGCUGCUGCAAGGGUGGAAGGGCCGCAUCCUCUUGGCUCACUCAACAUGGGAGGCAGACGGUGCUAGCUCCCACUGUUAACUAAUUUUCUCCUUCCUGCACUUGAACAUAAGUAGAUAUGGUAUUAAUACUGUUUGUGGUGUGGUUUAUGCUCUCAAGCUGAAAGAUGCAUUUUGACUCGUCAUAUCUAUCGGACUGCUUGAAGUAUUUCAGAUAAUGUCUGCAUUUUUUCCCCUUUUCUUGUACCCAACUGUAUAAGGUAAAUAUAUAUUUAGGGUUGUGCGUUGUCUACUAGCCUACUAUACAUGAUCCAGUAAAUUUGAACUAGUUGCAUACUCGUUUUAUUGUUUGAUGCAGCUGGCCACUACAGUGGCUGUUCAGUCUCCAGAGUUUGGUGUUGAGCUUUGGCCGUUCACAUGAACCAUCUGAUCUCUUUGUCAUGGCCUGAUGGAUUUGUGUGACGAUGGUAAGGAAGAUGAAGGUCCGAGAUUGGAAGUAAACCCUAGAAGACUAACGAUGAUAUGAUAUCAUCCUCAUGUAUGUGUAAAUUGGAUGUUUUAGUCGCAGUGUAUUACAACUUUUGUCAUGGAUAAUGAAGACCAGCAUUUUAUGGACCUUGAUUCACAACAAGAUAAUAUGGGCAGGGUAAAGGUCCAUGGACCGGGGAUGUCCCUCAACAGCCUCACUGCAGGGCUUGUCCCAGACGUGGAAGAGGGGCUUAAAGAAUUUUUGAUUAUUUCAUUGCUUAUUUUUAGCAGAGUACAUGAUGUUCCUUUUAUAUGGAAGACUCGUCCCGACCACCAAAAAUAGGAUAUCUUCUUUCCUAACAAACUCAUCUCUAACUUUCUAAGUAAAUGUAUCUCUUCACUUGGCAUCUUCUAAUUCCUUUUGCUUCUGGCCGGGGUAUGUCACAUGCCAAUUCAAUUGCAUUGCAUGGGCCAUAUUUUUUACCGGUAGCAAAUAUGGUAACCAAUUUCAUUGCCUCUGAAACUCUUCUAACUAACACGAACCUGUGCCCAUUGUGUGUUAUAUUCGUAUUGCUUGCCUGGAAUUGCUAUUUCUCUCUAUGCUUUAAUGUUUCAGCCUUUCAGGUCACAAGUUCAUUGAUUGAGCGUUAUGUUUACUAGCAGGUUUGUAGUGCUACUGGGCCUGUGUGCAGUGAAUGGGAUAAACGGCAGGUCUGAAGGUACCGAAUGACUACUUCAAUCUAAUAGUGAUUUAGUGAUUACAGAUUAAACAAAAUACUGGCUCAUGAAAGAUGAAAGCAUGCUAAAAAACUGCAAUUAUAUGUUUUAAUACUGAAAAAAAUGCAAGUUCGCAUGUAACAGUAUACUUCUCCCUUGUGGUUUAUCUCUACUCCUAUAAAAAUACGAGUUGGUGAUGAUGGUGUGCCUGCCUUGCUUCAAUUUCAACCAUCAGAUCUACAUCCAACGCAUUGCAAGUAAUCUGUGGUAAAUUUUGCAAAAAAAAACGCCUGAUGCAUUACACAUUUGUAGAUAAGCCCUCUCAGCCUAUCUCUCUUGUUCGACUCUCUGCCCCACCCCCACCGGGUCAAAAAAAAAAAGAAACUAUCGACCUUAUCCACCAUCUCCUCUCCAGAACGGGAGGCGCCGUACGAACCGCCGCCGGCAGCGCUGGAAUCGAUCCGGCGAUGUGGCAGUUGUCGACGCCGUUCAACCCCAGCCAACUCCCCGGCCUUAUGCCUUCUACCAGUCCAACCUCUCACCGCCGCGGCGAACCAUCCUCCUCGCCGUCUCCCCCGUGGCUCCGCCCCUUUCCCCGUCUCAUCCGAUGCCAACCUCGGCAAGCAGGCCGACGCCGCCGUCCGUCUAACGAGGCCUAUACUGCCUCCUCCUCUGCUGCUGCAGGCUUAGCGUAGACCAUCACUGCCACCUCUCCCCCCUUGCCGUCUCCUCCGCCUGCUCACCCGUCUCCUCCGCCGCUGGCCGCCGUAGGUCCGCCACCGACGCAUCUUCUGCCUCUUCCUCUGCCGCAGUGUUCCCACCGACCUCCGCCCAUCAUCGCCACCACCUCCCCCUCCUCGAUGUCUCAUCCGCCCUCUCCACCCUCUCCUCCAACGCUGACUGCCCCAAGUACGCCGCCGGCUACGAGCUGCUCAUUCACAGCGGCGGCGGCGCCGUCACAUACUACUCCUUGCCCUUCCCCACCGGCGCGCUAUUCUUGGCUACUGUCAUCCUGUCCACCCAUGCCGCCUCCCAAAUUUAAAUUUUCUGCCAAACCCGCGCGCCCAGGCGAAACUGUCUAGAAACCAUCCUUGCAGGCCCAUAUAUAUCAAAUUUUCUAUCACUCUGGGUUCGAAUCCGCAUGCCAAGGUGGAGCUGUCUAGAAACUACUAUUGAAGACCAAUAUAAAGCAAAUGGGACUCUCGCUGCUGCACCCAAAGAAGCCAAACGCUGGUCACGCCAAUCUUCAGAUUGAAUGGAUUGUGAGGACUUCGUCUUCUGUUCUACUUCGUGAAGGACCAAGGUCCAAAAGAUACUCAUCAAGCUCAGAAAUUAGAAGUCUCCAGGAGAAACCCUUGGAUUUAGGUGUGAAACUGAGUAAUCACAAGGUCUUGCGCCCAAAUGUUACAAUCCUCGUGCCAACAAAGCGAUAAAGGAAAACAAAAAGGUUGUGUAACCUGUGGGCUUCCAUCUGCUGGCGUACCACAUGAUAUGAUAUAUGUGCUGAAUAAUUACGUUCGCUAAUUAUUUGGUGCCAUCUCGGUAAGAGGAGGAUUUACUUGGGUUAUUUGUUAGGUAUCAUGUCAUUCAAAAAUCAACUUCCUUUUCACUGAAGGAAUAAAUCCUGCUUUCAUGUGUUCGUCCUAACAUCUUGAGCAGCCUUGCACAAAGGAGCUCUUUGAGGACUGUUGUGACAUAGACCCAGUAAGCUGGCGAUGGUGGCGCAGGAAGUGUGGGCGUCGACAUGGCUGGAACCCCAUGGUCAUGAGACUAGCAAUGUAGUCGUCGUCGUCCUUUUUGGGCUCUGCUGUGUUUGGUCUAUUUGGGAUUCUGUGUACAACUUUUUUCUCCGUAUGAGAGUUAACUGUAGUUUGUCAGGUUACUGGUUGACGAUGCUCUUGUUCAUGUUACCAAGGAUGAUGGAGGGAGUAGUUGUUUAUGCUUUCAUGUUGGGUUUGGGUGGCUACUGCCCAGCCCGUAUGGUGUGUAUAUGUGCGUGUGUGUAUUGGGUUUGGGUGGCUAAUGCCCAGCCCGUAUGGUGUGUGUAUGUGCGUGUAUGUAAAUACCGGAAUGAUUUCAGCAACCGAAUUUGGAGUCUGUAAGCUCCUUUUCUCGGAAAAA